Molecule: messenger RNA, 1777 nt
Organism: Panicum hallii
Lineage: Eukaryota; Viridiplantae; Streptophyta; Magnoliopsida; Poales; Poaceae
Product: probable receptor-like serine/threonine-protein kinase At4g34500
Exons: 5
Coding region: 102-1550 (482 amino acids)
Biological process (GO): protein phosphorylation
Molecular function (GO): ATP binding; protein kinase activity
Source: RefSeq, a predicted model, not a curated record
ACUCCCUCGCCACCACCACCCCCCUCCGCUCCGCUCUGCCCAACGGGUAGGAGACGGAGCCGGACCCACCGCCCUGAGCUCGGGGCUCCUUCCAACCGCCAAUGGACGCCGCCGGGCCGGCAUCGGCCUCCGCCGACGUCGGCAGCGGCAGCGGCGCCCCGGCCGACGCCGGCGGCGGCGGCGCCAGGACUUCCCUCCUCCUCGGCAUGCCGGUUCCCGUCGCGGCGGGCGCCGCCGCGGCCCUGGCCGCGCUCGUCGUCCUCGCCGCAGUGGCCGCCGCCGCCGGGUACCUCGCGCGCCGCCGGGGCGCCGGGGCGCCCGCGCUGUCGCGCGUCGAGCACGCGCCAUCCUCCGCCUCGGGCUCCGGCUCCGGCUCCUCCCGCCCGGCGUCGUCCGCGCGCAAGGACAAGCCCGGGGCCGGCGCGGACCGGGUCACCGGCGCCGCCGCGGGCGCGGGCGCCAGCACCUCCGACGCGGCCAGCUCGUCCGCGGCCGCGAGCUCGCUCGAGUCGCCGGUGAAGAGGAAGGCGGCGGGGGUGGAGAUGGGGUGGGGGAGGUGGUACGAUCUGGCAGAGCUCGAGGUCGCCACGGGAGGGUUCUGCGCGGAGAACGUGGUCGGGGAGGGAGGCUACGGCACGGUGUACCGCGGCGUGCUCGCCGGCGGCGAGGUGGUCGCCGUCAAGGACCUGUUUGAUCACAAGGGCCAGGCCGAGAAGGAGUUCAAGGUGGAGGUCGAAGCCAUCGGCAAAGUGAGGCACAAGCACCUUGUCGGGCUCAUCGGUUACUGCGCAGAAGGGCCUAAAAGGAUGCUCCUGUACGAGUUCGUCGAAAACGGCAACUUGGAGCAGUGGCUCCACGGCGACGUCGGGCCUGUCAGCCCGUUGACAUGGGACAUACGGAUGAAGAUCGCCGUCGGAACAGCCAAAGGCAUCGCGUACCUGCACGAAGGGCUCGAGCCCAAGGUGGUUCACCGCGACAUCAAGUCGAGCAACAUCCUGCUGGACAAGAAGUGGAACCCCAAGGUGUCGGACUUCGGGAUGGCCAAGGUGCUGGGGUCCGGGUCCAGCUACGUGACGACCCGGGUGAUGGGCACGUUCGGGUACGUGGCCCCCGAGUACGCGUCGACGGGGAUGCUGAACGAGAGCAGCGACGUGUACAGCUUCGGCGUGCUGCUGAUGGAGCUCAUCUCCGGGCGCAGCCCCGUGGACUACAACCGCCCCGCCGGCGAGGUGAACCUGGUGGAGUGGUUCCGGGGCAUGGUGGGCAGCCGGCGCGUGGAGGACCUGGUGGACCCGCGCGUGGCCGCGCCGCCGCCGCCGCGGGUGCUCAACCGGGUGCUGCUGGUGUGCCUCCGCUGCAUCGACGCCGACGCGCACAAGCGGCCCCGGAUGGGGCAGAUCGUGCACAUGCUCGAGGGCGACGAGUUCCCCUUCCGCACGGAGCACCGGUCGCCGCGGGCGUCGCAGCGGACGUCGACGGGGACGCGGCCGUCGCUCCUGUCGGAGAACGUCGGGGGCGCCGACGACUCGGACAAGUCGAUGUGGAGAUGAGCGACCGAUCGGAGCUGCAAGCAACCGCGCACGCACCUGACACGAUCGUGCGAGGAGCUGGAGCUGGAGCUGGAGCUGCACUGACCUUUUUUUUCACCGGGUGUAAAUUUUUGUUGUUUAUUCGCGGCGGGGAUGCGGGGGGUUUAAAUGUUGAAUUCGUGAUGCCGCCCGCUUCGGUAGGUUUGAUGGCGUUUGCCGUAAUGUAUGGUUUGCCACGGGGUUGAUAA